This is a messenger RNA of Talaromyces marneffei, 1059 nucleotides long. RefSeq lists its product as uncharacterized. The record is from RefSeq and is a predicted model, not a curated record. The transcript has a single exon. Bases 1 to 1059 code for a protein of 352 amino acids. Gene Ontology annotation, biological process: regulation of DNA-templated transcription. Gene Ontology annotation, molecular function: histone acetyltransferase activity. Lineage: Eukaryota; Fungi; Ascomycota; Eurotiomycetes; Eurotiales; Trichocomaceae.
AUGACUCGCUCCACCGUCGCAUCAAUCGCAAAGCAGCCUGCCAACCGCGGCGGUGUAAAGCGCGUCGUUCUAGGCGACCUCUCCUUCCGGACAUGGUAUCAGUCAAUUUAUCCGGAAGAACUCGUCAGUAAGGACACCGAAGAACUAUACGUCUGCCGCUGGUGUUUUCGAUAUACCUGUGACGCGGCAGCCUACGCAAGUCAUGUGAAGCUCUGUGACCGAGGCACCACGCCUCUGGGCGAGAAAGUCUACGAACACGGCGGAUACGCAGUCUGGGAAAUCGACGGGGAAGAUGAUAAACUAUUUGCGCAGAAUUUGUCUUUAUUCGCGAAAUUAUUCCUCGAUCAUAAAUCCGUCUUUUUCGAUGUCUCAUCAUUUUUAUACUACGUUCUCACGUUCACUGAUCCCAACACACCAGACGAUUAUUAUGUGCUCGGGUAUUUCUCCAAGGAGAAAUUGUCCUGGGAUCUGAAUAACCUCGCUUGCAUCCUCAUAUUCCCUCCAUACCAACACAAGAAGCUAGGCAGGCUUCUAAUGGGCGUCAGCUACAAACUAAGUGCAUGGGAAUGGGAAGGAGGGUUAAUCGGCGGACCCGAACGGCCACUCAGUGAACUGGGUCACCGAAGCUAUACACGGUUUUGGGAAGAGCGUAUGGCACGGUAUCUCUUACUUGGUCCACCGGGUGGAGACCCAGAGGAGUAUAUCCAGCAGGCUCGGCAGAAGAAACAGGCAGCCAUGAAAGCGGCCGCGUUGAGAAAAAAUUCCCCGCCUAGGGAACGCAUGACGGUGCGAGAAAUUGGCCAGGCUACUGGAAUGUUGCCUGAAGAUGUUAUUACGGCUUUGAAAGGGAUGGGUGUAGUGGAUCCAGAGCAGCAGACUACUAAUAAACGGAAGAAUACGACUUCGACAGACGGUGAGACGGUCAUUAUCCGCAAAUCGAAUGUGCUGGAAUGGACAAAGAUUCAUAAUGUCACCCUCCGAGAUCCGGUGAGAGAGGAUGGAUUUAUUGGCGAAUGGGCUCCUGAGAGACUCCAAAUGCAAGAAGAGAGUGAUGCUUAG